AUGUUGCGCUACUCGAACUGCAGGUGUUUGUUGCAUGGAUGCAAAUUUCCUGUUGGGGCUGUUCUACCUAAUUAUCAACAAUCUACUUCAGCAGUUUGCUCUGGCUCAUCUUCAUCAGUAAAUCGAGACGUAGAACUUUCUCAUCGGCAAGCAAUAAAAUGGUGUGGAUAUGCAUUUCGAGACAAACAAGAUAUAUUCUGCUCUUUCAAUGAAUCAUUCGAAUUUUUGAAUUCUAAUUCAACCAGUACAAGUACUGGAAAGAACGAACUUAGCGAAAGUGUGAUUGAAAUUUUGGAGUCUUUCUUUGAAACAUACGGAUGGCAUGGUAUCUAUGGUAUUUUGGAUGACUUGCCUGUUCUAACUUAUGAAAUGUUAAUGUCGAGUUUCCCAAGCGAUCGCAGCGCGUCGGCGACUGCAUUUAAUAAUACCCACCUAUGUGAUAGGGUGUUGAGCACUAAAUCAAGAACAGACUUACGAAGGCCGCGAUGGCGGACAUUUUUUACUCGAUUACGAUCAGCGCGUCCUUGUAUUGCAACAAAGAAAGUUCUUAAUAAUCGAGGAGCAUUACUAUAUAAAAGUGAAUGUGAUAUGGUGAAACCGGUGAAUCAGCGUAGUAUGCAGCCUCUUUCGAGCAAGUUGCGGCCUAUAAUAAAUUUUCAGUUGCGAACUUUAAAAACAACUCCAUGUUCAACCAGUAUUCAUGAUGGGGCAGUGUCGACCACUAUUGUAUCCUGUCAGGAGAAAGCUCAAAAGCUAUUUAGGAACAAAACCGGUGAAUUAGUGACUACAAAAACCAAAACUGCAUCAGUAGAACAACUGAAAGAACUUAUUUUGAAAAAGGAUGUUGCUGGCUUGAGACGGGUUUUGAAUAAAGAACUUUGGCCAUCCCACCGUCGUUUGAAAAAAUUGAUCGUUGAACUUUUUGAAGUCUUUAUCGUAUAUGGAAAAGAUGUGAAAGAAGCUUUAUGGCUUUUGGACAGCUUUGCAUCAGCAAACAAUCGUGUUGCACUGCCGAAUUCAGUUGUUUUGCAAUUGAUCACACGAAUUCUGGCCGAACAAGGAAUAAAAGCUGCAAUUGAUUAU
Molecule: messenger RNA, 1083 nt
Organism: Acanthocheilonema viteae
Lineage: Eukaryota; Metazoa; Nematoda; Chromadorea; Rhabditida; Onchocercidae
Source: the annotation of a GenBank genome assembly